Messenger RNA from Hypomesus transpacificus, 2603 nucleotides. It is a transcript of the gene ctdspl2a, whose product is annotated as CTD (carboxy-terminal domain, RNA polymerase II, polypeptide A) small phosphatase like 2a. Gene Ontology annotation, molecular function: phosphoprotein phosphatase activity. NCBI's taxonomy places the organism in Eukaryota, Metazoa, Chordata, Actinopteri, Osmeriformes, Osmeridae. The coding region runs from base 111 to 1493 and encodes 460 amino acids. The transcript is spliced from 13 exons. The record is from RefSeq and is a predicted model, not a curated record.
AACGACGGCCCUACCUCUUUCGGUGGCGGCUCCGUUGCGGCUACCAGUUGUCUGGGCACUAGCUAAGGAUUUCGUUUCUUAGAUUGUCGCCAUAUAUGUGACGAUUUUAAAUGAUGAAGCUGAGAGUGCGCGCAGCUUCUCAGCAGCCAGACCCAGGGCGAGGCCGGAGAGCCCGUGCGUCCCAGGCCAAACGGAAACACUGCAAAGUGGAGUCCACUCCGACCAGAGGCAGAAUGCAGAAGAAUGAAACGGGCCUGUUCUCCACCAUCAAAAAAUUUAUUAGGGGAAAUGCUGUCAAGGUGGAACAUGAAGUUCCGGCUAAAAGAACUCGUAUUGAGUGUAGUCUUGACAGCAACCUGAUCACAUCUACACAUCCGACUGGAGGUCGGGUUUGCCGGAGAGGCACGAAAGAAACGAUGACUUGUGACAGCAAACCCUUAAAAGCAAAUGGGAAAAUGGAGGUUCCUGUUGAGGCAGCAAGCAGCCCACCACGCACAUCUCUGCUGGGGACUAUCUUCUCCCCCGUCUUCAACUUCUUUUCACCACCGACCAAGACGGCCACUCCUGGGUCUGAGUCUCCUGGGCAGGCAGUGGAGGCUGAGGAAGUUAUGAAGCAGCUUGAUAUGGAAGAGGUGGAUGAGAUUCCCUCCAGUACGCCUACAUGUGCAGAGGGCAUCUCUCUGUGUCCUGCAGACCCUCAUCUUUCCCCGGAUACAACAGUUGAAGAAGGAGAGAUUGUGACUGAAACAGAUAUGCCCCCACUGACUUCUCCAGGAGUCCCCCCCAACACCGGUUACCCUCAUGCCCCACACUCUGCCCCUGCCCAGGGCUCAUAUGACGACGACUGGGAGGUAUUUGAUCCGUACUUCUUCAUAAAACACGUUCCCCCACUGACUGAGGAACAGAUGACUCGUAAACCAGCGCUGCCUUUAAAAACACGCAGCACCCCAGAGUUCUCCUUGGUCUUGGACCUGGAUGAAACGUUGGUGCAUUGUAGCUUAAACGAGCUUGAAGAUGCAGCGCUGACCUUUCCUGUACUUUUUCAAGACGUCAUAUACCAGGUGUAUGUAAGGUUGAGGCCUUUCUUCAGAGAGUUCCUUGAACGCAUGUCUCAAAUCUAUGAGAUCAUUCUCUUCACUGCCUCAAAGAAAGUGUAUGCGGAUAAGUUGCUUAACAUCCUGGAUCCCAAGAAACAGCUAGUCAGACACCGGCUGUUUCGAGAGCACUGCGUGUGCGUACAGGGAAACUACAUCAAAGACCUGAACAUUCUUGGAAGGGAUCUUUCAAAGACUAUAAUAAUUGACAAUUCGCCUCAAGCCUUUGCCUAUCAGCUUUCCAAUGGGAUUCCAAUUGAAAGCUGGUUCAUGGACAGAAAUGACAACGAGCUCCUAAAGCUGGUUCCUUUCCUGGAGAAGCUUGUGCAACUGAAUGAAGACGUAAGACCACACGUCCAAGACAGGUUUCGUCUCCAUGACCUUCUGCCCCCAGACUGAGUUCUUAGAAGGAACUCAAACCGUAUAAGAUGGAUGAGGACAUUGUUGAAAAUCAAAAGUAAGACUAAUUCAAGAAUCAAAUUAGGCAGUUAAAUGGGUUUCAGCAUUGGAAUUACCUUUUUUAAAAGAAUUGCAAAGAAACAGCUCGAUCUAUAUUUGAGGAUAGCAAAUGUUUUAUGUACUGAAACCGAACUGUAAAACCACCAGAGAAGUCUUCUGCAUUUUGCUGGCUUUCCAGAGAGAAGUUUUAAAAUGAAAUGUGUCAUCUUGUAAGAUUAACAUUCAUAUUGCAGCUACAGUUUUGGACUGAUGAAACUGAAUGUCUUGCAGAAUUCGGAAUUUGUGGCUCAAACGCAAUCUCAUUGGAAUGGCCAGUCAAAUUGUAUAAUCUACACACUUUCAAUUACAUGUAUAUAUAUGACAUGUAUAUAUUUUCUUCAAGGUUUUUAAGUCUUCUUUCAUUUUCUGACUUCAGUAUAUUCAUUUUAGUUUAGCUGUUUUUUUUUUAUCUACAAAAAUAAAUCUUAUUUUAUGUGAAGUUGAUGCUACAGAGCUACUUUACUGUUUGCCUGCAUUUUUUCUAGUCUCCUUUAUUAAAUGCAGUUAUGUAGUCUCUGUUAAAAAAAACAGUUUGAUGAUGUAUGUUUUGGGGAGAAAUGUUUAUGAAAUCAUGAUGUUUGUAAUGUAAUCUAGAUUAGGAUUUCAAUAGAAUACUAUUAAGACAAACAAAUGGCCAGAAGUUCAACAUUUAUAUUUGAGAUUCCAGUUUUCAAAAGAUGCUGCACUUAAAAGAUUAUUACAAUACAUUCAACUCCAUGUAAGUAAAUGUAAAAUCCUGUCAAUUUUGUACACAAUUAUAACCUCAAAUUGUCAUGUAUGGCAGUUUUGGAAAUGUAGCACCAGCAAUUGGCCAACAUUUUUAAUCUUUUUAUUUUAUUUUUUAAUCUUUUUUAUUUUAUUAAUGAUGUUUUCAGUCUUGUGUAAGAAAUCUAUUAUGUAUGAGUCAUGUUUGACAGAGCACUCUGUGUUGUUGACUCUUAAAUGGUCACUCCUGUUGUAUUCAGUGUUACUCCAUGGUUUCCAUGAUCAUAAAUACAUUUUUAUACAACG